Messenger RNA from Anopheles funestus (African malaria mosquito), 1782 nucleotides. RefSeq names its product NSFL1 cofactor p47 (gene p47). NCBI's taxonomy places the organism in Eukaryota, Metazoa, Arthropoda, Insecta, Diptera, Culicidae. The record is from RefSeq and is a predicted model, not a curated record. Gene Ontology annotation, biological process: membrane fusion; autophagosome assembly; Golgi organization. Gene Ontology annotation, cellular component: cytosol; nucleus. The coding region runs from base 193 to 1368 and encodes 391 amino acids. Gene Ontology annotation, molecular function: ubiquitin binding. The transcript has 3 exons.
CAGCAACGUCACCGCAGAAUGACAAACAUAAAUCCAUCCGAGUUUGUUGCGUACGCUUUGCAAAAUAUAUUCCGCGAAAUAACUUCGCACCGUAUCGCAAACGGCUUUUCUUUUAUCUUUGAUAUCAAACAGAUACUGGAAGCAAAACCAUAAUCAAUUAGCACUUUGAACCCAAGAGCUGAAUCUUGCAAGAUGUCCAGUAAUAAUGAACAGGUGAAACAAUUCGCACAGAUUACCGGUGCGUCAGAGGAAAGAGCAAAAUUUUUCGUCGAUGCGGCCAACGGUGAAUUGCAGGUUGCGCUGAGCAACUUUUACGAAGGCGAAAACGAUGAUGCUGACAUUUCGGACGAAGAAAAUCCGCCCGCGGAACCAUCGAUUCAGUUUGCUCGUGCAGAAAAAACAAAGGGAAAGAAAGCUCCUAAGCCACAGUCAAACAUUGCAACCCUGCAUACACUUCAUUCGUCUUCUUCGGAAGAUGAAGAAGAGCAGGGCCAAGCAUUCUAUGCAGGAGGAUCGGAACGUUCCGGCCAGCAGGUGCUAGGUCCGCCGAGAAAGAAUCCUAUCAAAGAUUACGUCUCGGAGAUUUUCCGUUCCGCCCAGCAGGGUAACCUGGAGACGUUUGAUCCGUCGGAUGAAAGUGGUGGUUCCAGCUGGUCGCUUUAUGCCGGUACCGGAUACCGUCUCGGGCAAACGGAAGACGAUCAUCAGGAAGUUGCGCCACGUGGAUCACGAACAGCAGCCAGUGCGCAAAAUUUGGAGAUAGUGACGCUUACCCUUUGGCGCCAAGGAUUUGUGAUCAACGACGGUGAGCUGCGCUUGUACGAAGAUCCGGCAAACCGGGAAUUUUUCGAAUCCAUCACCAGGGGAGAAAUCCCAGAGGAACUCCGUUCGAAGGGACAAACGAUGUUCCGCGUUGACCUAAAGGAUAACCGUCACGAGGAUUACGUGAAGCGUAGCAAACCAUUUAAAGCGUUUGGUGGAUCCGGUCAAACACUCGGUAGUCCAGUCCCACCUAUGGGAACGGCCAGCAGUAGCAGCAGCAACGCUAACACCACUAGCUCCAGCAGUGCAAGCGGUAGCAACGAAGAUAACGAAAAGCGUGCAUCAGACGAACUUGCCCUGGACAGCAGCCAACCUACGACGAUGCUUCAGAUUCGCUUGGCCGAUGGAAGCCGACUGUCUGCCCGGUUCAACCAAACCCACACAGUCGAACACGUGCGCCGUUAUAUUGUGAACGCGCGGCCACAGUAUGGGGCCCAGAAUUUUGCCCUCAUGACAACGUUUCCUAGCAAGGAGCUGAGCGAUGGUGCGCAAUCGCUGAAGGAAGCCGGAUUGCUGAAUGCGGCAAUAAUGCAGCGAUUGAACUAGUUUGGGAGAAGAAUGUUUGGAACAGCAGAUAAUAAGCUUCAUGGAGAAUUUUCCGCAGCAGUCGCACUGGGGUGCGUAACCGUCUGCCCCCUCAACACUAAUAUUAGUAUCAGGUCCAUUCAGGUGGAACAGAAAAGCUUAGAUUUAUUAAUUUGAUCCAACAAUGAAUUCCCAUUUUCCCUACACGACCAAACAUCGUGAACGUGAUAGAUUAAUCGUGUUGCCAUUGGCGACGACGUUGCUGAUCUUCAUUGUUUCCCACAUAAAAAGAUGCAUGAUGACGAAUGCACAGCAGACCGAUUCCCUGAUGUUUGAGAAACAAUUGUGAUAAAUCUGAUGGAAAUUUGUAUCGUUGCAGCUUGUGGAAAUAUACGACUAUAAACGGUGUGAACGGGAAGAUAGUUCCUUUACAAA